Messenger RNA from Harpegnathos saltator (Jerdon's jumping ant), 1053 nucleotides. RefSeq names its product splicing factor U2af 38 kDa subunit. Gene Ontology annotation, biological process: mRNA splicing, via spliceosome. The record is from RefSeq and is a predicted model, not a curated record. The coding region runs from base 135 to 857 and encodes 240 amino acids. NCBI's taxonomy places the organism in Eukaryota, Metazoa, Arthropoda, Insecta, Hymenoptera, Formicidae. Gene Ontology annotation, cellular component: U2AF complex. Gene Ontology annotation, molecular function: metal ion binding; RNA binding. The transcript has 5 exons.
UUCCCUAGCAGUUUUCUGGAAUGUACGAUUCGGACCAGUUCAACGACGCGGGAGAUGCGUCGUUGAAUUCUAUGUAAAACUGAUGAGAAAUCUGUUUUAUCGCUUGUGAGAUUCAUCCGAACGAUUUUCGCACAAUGGCUGAGUAUCUGGCAUCAAUUUUUGGAACUGAAAAGGACAAAGUAAAUUGCUCGUUUUACUUCAAAAUAGGAGCUUGUCGACACGGAGAUCGAUGUUCACGUAUCCACAACAAACCGACCUUCAGCCAGACAUGUCUACUGCAGAAUCUUUAUGUAAACCCUCAGAAUUCUGCCAAGAGCGCAGACGGAUCUCACUUGGUCGCGAAUGUAACGGACGAAGAAAUGCAAGAGCAUUACGAUAACUUUUUCGAGGACGUUUUCAUUGAAUGCGAGGAUAAGUACGGUGAAAUCGAGGAGAUGAAUGUAUGUGACAAUCUCGGCGAUCAUCUGGUUGGAAACGUUUACAUUAAGUUUCGCAGGGAGGAGGAUGCGGAAAGAGCGGUUAACGACUUGAACAAUCGUUGGUUCGGUGGCAGGCCGGUCUACGCCGAGCUCUCCCCUGUCACGGAUUUUCGUGAGGCAUGUUGUCGUCAAUAUGAAAUGGGCGAGUGUACGCGCUCCGGAUUUUGCAACUUUAUGCAUCUGAAGCCCAUCUCUCGGGAACUUCGUCGGUAUUUGUACAGUCGGAAGAAGGGCAAGGGUCGAUCUAGAUCUAGGUCGAAAUCGCGAGGUCGCGAUCGUAGGAGAAGAUCUAGAUCCCGAGACAGGAGGUCCAGGUCUAAGGAUCGUCGCAAGGGAAGAGACGAUAAGGGCAGAGAUGGCCGAUCUGGUCGUUAUUAACGAUCUCUCAUAUUAAUAUGCAUGCGUAUAUUUAUUGUUUUAUUCCUUUUCCUUGUUUUAAAUUCAUUCGAUAUACAUAAUAUAUAUAGUCACAUCUGAUACCACGCAAAGUAAAAGAAUAGCCCUCUUAUUAUUAAACAUCAUUGUUAAAGCAGAUCGAAAACAUAUAAAAACUACUUGUGCUGUAAAACAUUAA